This is a messenger RNA of Spinacia oleracea (spinach), 1821 nucleotides long. Its product is annotated as cytochrome P450 76AD1. The coding region runs from base 99 to 1604 and encodes 501 amino acids. Gene Ontology annotation, molecular function: iron ion binding; heme binding; monooxygenase activity. The transcript is spliced from 2 exons. Lineage: Eukaryota; Viridiplantae; Streptophyta; Magnoliopsida; Caryophyllales; Amaranthaceae. The record is from RefSeq and is a predicted model, not a curated record.
ACAACAACAACAACAAAAGCUUCUCUCAAACAUAUUUUCUCUCACCUCAAACAACAACUAAUCUUGGCUACUUCAUUUCUUUCUUCAUUUCAUCAACCAUGGAAAACACAACACUCGCAUUGAUACUUUCCAUUUCAUUUGUUUGCUUACAUGUAAUUCGAUCCUUCCUUGGCAAAGCUAGCUCAAAGUCUAGCAAACUCCCACCGGGGCCGAAAAGAAUGCCCAUUUUUGGAAAUAUUUUUGACCUUGGCGAAAAGCCUCACCGGUCAUUUGCGAAUCUUGCUAAGAUUCAUGGGCCUUUGGUGAGCCUUAAGUUAGGAAGCAUUACAACAAUUGUUGUAUCUUCCGCUGAAGUGGCCAAAGAAAUGUUCCUUAAAAAUGAUCAAGUACUGGCUAAUCGAACCAUUCCUGAUUCAGUUCGGGCAGGAGACCACGACAAAUUGUCCAUGUCGUGGUUGCCUGUGUCAGCCAAGUGGAGAAAUCUUAGGAAGAUCUCCGCCGUGCAAUUACUCUCCAAUCAACGACUAGACGCUAGUCAAGCUCAUAGACAAGCCAAGGUGGAACAACUUCUUACGUACGUGCAAGAUUGCUCUAAGAAAGGGUUACCUGUUGACAUUGGAAGGGCCGCAUUUACCACCUCACUAAAUUUGCUAUCAAACACAUUUUUCUCCGUUGAAUUAGCGAGCCAUGAGUCAAGUGCUUCCCAAGAGUUUAAGCAACUCAUGUGGAAUAUAAUGGAGGAAAUUGGCAAACCAAAUUACGCCGAUUAUUUUCCUAUUCUUGGCUACGUCGAUCCCUUUGGUAUAAGGCGUCGUUUGGCUGCUUACUUUGAUCAACUCAUUGCUGUUUUCCAAAACAUUAUUCAAGAAAGGCAGAAAAUUCGAUCAACAAAUGGUUCAAAUGCGAAACAAACAAAUGACAUUCUAGACACACUUCUCAACCUCCACGACGAGAAUGAAUUGAGCAUGGGAGAAAUUAAUCAUCUUCUUGUGGACAUUUUUGAUGCCGGAACUGACACUACUGCUAGCACAUUAGAGUGGGCAAUGGCUGAACUGAUUAAAAAUCCAGAGAUGAUGAUUAAAGUUCAAAAUGAAAUCGAACAAGCCGUUGGCAAAGACUGUUCAGCUAUCCAAGAAUCUGAUAUCGCAAAACUACCUUACUUGCAAUCCAUCAUCAAAGAAACUUUACGUUUGCACCCUCCUACCGUAUUUCUCUUACCUCGGAAGGCAGAUGUUGAUGUAGAAUUGUAUGGUUAUGUGGUACCCAAAAAUGCACAAGUUCUAGUCAAUCUUUGGGCCAUUGGUCGUGAUCCAAAGGUGUGGAAAAAUCCAGAGAUAUUUUCACCCGAGAGAUUUUUAGAGUGUGAUAUUGAUUAUAAGGGACGAGAUUUUGAGCUCUUACCCUUUGGCGCCGGGAGAAGGAUAUGUCCUGGAUUAACCUUGGCUUAUAGAAUGUUGAACUUAAUGAUGGGUAAUUUUCUUCACUCCUUUGAUUGGAAGCUUGAAGAUGGUAUGAAUCCAAAAGAUUUGGACAUGGAUGAGAAAUUUGGUAUCACUCUGCAGAAGGUUAAGCCUCUCCAAGUUAUUCCCGUCUCUAGAAAAUAAAAUACUAUCGUACCACGUAUUUCAUAAUGUCUUGAUUUACUAUUUAGCCAAUAACUUUUUGUAACGAGUUUGAUAAUGAUGUAAGCAACUAUAUACGUACUCUUUUAUUCUAUACAUCAAUUUUAAACAUUUGUUUUGUGGCUAUAACGUAGUUGUACCAAUUUUAUCAAUAUCUUCCAAUUUAAGAUAAAUGUUGCACUCCACACAUUUGUUUCAA